Messenger RNA from Brassica napus (rape), 801 nucleotides. Its product is annotated as germin-like protein 1. Gene Ontology annotation, molecular function: manganese ion binding. The record is from RefSeq and is marked provisional. Gene Ontology annotation, cellular component: cell wall. NCBI's taxonomy places the organism in Eukaryota, Viridiplantae, Streptophyta, Magnoliopsida, Brassicales, Brassicaceae.
ACCAACCAAAUCAAAUCAAAAAAAUGUUGCGCAUUAUCUUCCUCUUGUCUCUCCUCUUCGCUCUCUCCAAUGCCUCAGUUCAAGACUUCUGCGUCGCCAACCUCAAACGCGCUGAGACCCCCGCUGGCUACCCUUGCAUCCGCCCCAUCCACGUCAAAGCCUCGGACUUCGUCUUCAGCUUAGGCACUCCUGGUAACACCACCAACAUCAUCAGCGCCGCGGUGACACCAGGCUUCGUCGCUCAGUUCCCGGCUCUGAACGGUCUAGGCAUCUCUACUGCUAGGCUUGACCUAGCACCUAAAGGUGUGAUCCCAAUGCACACUCACCCUGGCGCCUCUGAGGUUCUCUUCGUCCUCGACGGCUCUAUCACCGCUGGAUUCAUCUCCUCUGCCAACUCUGUCUACGUGCAGACGCUUAAACCGGGACAGGUCAUGGUGUUCCCGCAGGGCUUGCUUCAUUUCCAGAUCAAUGCUGGUAAAACCCCUGCUGCUGCGUUUGUCACUUUCAGCAGUGCGAGUCCUGGUCUCCAGAUUCUUGACUUUGCGCUAUUUGCUAAUACUCUUUCCACUGAACUCGUCUCAGCUACUACUUUCCUACCGCCUGCUACAGUCAAGACGCUUAAGGGUGUUCUUGGUGGAACUGGCUAAGCAAAAAAAAAACAACGCCUGUUUGUUUUUUCUUUUCUCCUCUUUGAUGGAUUCUUCUUGUCUUGUCUGUUUUGUUAUUCCUUUGUAAUUCUUCAAAAAAACCUGUCAACAUGGUUACAUUGUAAUGUGAGUUUUUCAUUUCAUAUCUUGAGUU